UCCUCUGCCAAGAAACCUCUGUCACCUGCUCUCAGAUAGCCGGGUGAGCGGCACCAGGAGCGGAGCGAAGCCAAGAGGCACCAGCACCCCCCCGGGGCUGGGCCGUCCGGUGGGUUUUCGCCUCGCUCUCUCCUCCGGGGCUGCAGCGCUCGGGCUCCGGGCAGAGCACUUUGCAGGCAGGGAGGGAGCUUGGGCUGCCGGAGAAUGGCAGCAGGAUUAAACUAGGAGGGCACGGCUAUCCGGGAGAGGAAAUACAGGCGCCCGGGACACCGUGGGAGACGGGAGAGGCUUCUCGACGCCGCUGCCAGUCCUGCGAAGCGACAUGAGUCUCAAGGGAUCCCUCAGUAGCAGCCCUGGCUCAGCAAAUGGCAGCAUGGGCAAAGCGGACGGAGCCUCCAAGCUGAGCGCAAAGGACCUGUAUGAGCAAAGGAAGAAAUACUCCAAUUCCAACAUCAUUAUGCACGAGACUUCACAGUACCAUGUACAGCACUUGGCCACCUUCAUUAUGGACAAGAGCGAAUCCAUUGUGACAGUGGAUGAUGCCAUCAGAAAACUCAUGUUGCUCAGUUCAAAAGAGAAGAUCUGGACCCAGGAGAUGCUGCUGCAAGUGAAUGACAAGUCCAUCCGCCUGCUGGACUGCGAGUCGCAGGAGGAGCUGGAGGAAUUCCCUCUGCCAACAGUCCAGCACUGCCAAACGGUGCUGAAUCAGAUGCGCUAUUCCUCCAUCCUCCUCCUGGUAUGCCAGGAUUCGGAGCAGCACAAACCAGACAUUCACUUCUUCAACUGCGACGAGGUGGAGGCGGAGAUGGUUCAUGAGGACAUAGAAAGCGCCUUGGCAGACCACAAGCAUGGAAAGAAGAUUCGGCCACAGACACUCAAAGCAAAUCAAGAAAAGAUAAAGCAGAGACAGUCUAUCCUCCCACCGCCUCAAGGGCCGGCUCCCAUCCCUAUCCAGCAUGACAUGCGAGGCUCACCGAUGAACCGGAACCGGGUGGCACCUCCUUCCCAGCAUGAUUCAGACUAUGAACCACGAGGUUCCAGCUCCCAGGACCACGAAGAGUCCCGAGCCAUCUUAGCACAGAAAAUUGAAAAAGAAACGCAAACUCUGAACUGCACUCUGGAUGACAUUGAAGUGUUCGUUGCCAGGCUUCAGAAGGCUGCAGAGGCAUUCAAACAGCUCAACCAAAGGAAGAAAGGGAAGAAGAACAAGAAGAAAGGACCAGCAGAGGGAGUACUGACUCUUCGAGCAAGACCCCCAAGCGAGGCUGAGUUCAUCGACUGCUUCCAGAAAACCAAACUGGCUUUUAACCUCUUGGCCAAACUGAGAAAGCACAUCCAGAACCCAAGUGCUGCAGAGUUGGUGCAUUUCCUAUUUGGGCCGCUGGAACUGAUUGUCAAUAGCUGCGGUGGCCCCGAGCUUGCCAGGUCUGUCCUCAGUCCACUUCUUUCUAAAGAUGCCACAGAUUUCCUCAGAGGACACCUGACACCAAAAGAGAUGAGCCUCUGGGACUCUUUGGGAGAGACAUGGACCAGAUCCAGAGCUGAAUGGCCUCGAGAAGCAAACGUCCCAAGCUACAUUCCCAAAUUCCGCAAUGGCUGGGAACCACCCAUGGAAGUCUUCCGUGGAGCUCCCUGGGAAAUAGACAUCGGACACUUGCAAGAAGAGCUAUCAUCAGCCAAUGGAUAUCCUUACCGUAACUCCUCACUCAAGUGUGGCCAGCCAGCUGAUCAGACGCAAGCUGUGGAUGCCUUCAAGCAGAACGUAACUCAACAUGUAAAUAGGAAUUUUGAGGCACAGGGAAUGGUCCCACCGAAGAGAUAUGCCAAAAUCCGCUACGACUUCACUGCGCGAAAUGCCAAUGAACUCUCAGUGCUUAAGGAUGAAAUCCUGGAGGUGUUGGAAGAUAAUAAGCAGUGGUGGAAGCUGCUCAACCGGAGUGGGCAGGCUGGUUAUGUCCCUUAUAACAUCCUGGAUGUGGUGAAACUGGAAGAGCUCGAACAGUCUAAUCAGAGGUUCAAAGGCGAUCUGAGCCCCAGAGGAUACGGACCAUCCAGCCCAACUCACAAGCUACCUGCCAGCUAUGCUGGUGACAAAUGGGGAAGUGAAAUGUUAGCACGCAACUCUCCCCAGGAUGCCAAAGAACAACUCAUGCAUCAAAUGGAUGAGCUGAAUGACGAGUUGCUAAAGAAGAUCACAAACAGUAAAAUUCACCCUCCCCAGAGGAAUUUCAAAGUGGAAAAACCUCAGCAAGCUCUUGUGCCCCUUACCUUUGAAUCCAGUGCUGAAGAAGUUAAAGCUUGGCUGGAGGCAAAGUCAUUCAGCAAAGGGACAGUGGAUCAUCUUGGCAUCCUUACUGGAGCUCAGCUUUUCUCCUUGAACAGAGAAGAGCUAAAGAAAGUGUGUGGUGAUGAGGGAAACAGAGUGUACAGUAAAAUCACAGUGGAAAAAAACCAGCUAGAGAAAAACAGAGGGGAGUCAGAGCUCCAAGAAAUUAUGAAGCGUCGCCAGGAGAGGAUUGAUUCUGCUAAUUAAAAUUCUAUCUGCUUUUUUCAGCUAUUAGUCAUAGUAGUACAGAAAAAGGGAAUGAAAGCAAUGAUCCUCAGUCCAGACAAGAGACAGAAGUGCUCCACACUUAGCAGUAUAACUGCCAUCAAAGCAACAAUUCCUUGAACACUGUUGAUAAGGAUAGAUACUAAGACCAUGUCCCAUUGGGAAAGCUGUUCUAGUAUUGCAUGAAGUAUUUUUUUUUUUUAUAUCUAUAUAUUUUAUACUGAAAUUUUAUGUGCACGCAGUCAGAGCAGACCAGAAUUCACACAAAUUUGAAUGUAUGGCAACAGUUGGAUUCAAGCAAAAAGGACCCCACAAAGCUUUUAAUAUAGGGUUAUAUGUGCUUGCAGCCCCCUUCCCGGCAUUGCUCUGGAAGAGAGAGCACGGCACGCUGCACAGAACAAGGCAGCCUGAAUGCUUAAGAGUCUGGACCAUGGAAAUAAGUCUUUUUCCCUCACCUUUCAUUUCCUUCUGUGUGGCAGAUAUCCCUGGUAUCCCACUAGCAAAGGCUGGUGACAAUUUACUGUCCUGCUGCUGUCCUCCCAUGCCCUCUUGUUAGAUGAGGUUAGAAUUGCAACACACGUUAUCUCAGACUGGGCUGCUUCUUUAAAUACAUGUACCAGUUACUGCUGUCUUUGAACAGCAGAAAUGGGUUUUCAUUGCAUAAUAAAGAGCAGGAUCUGAGCAAGGACUGAAGCGAUUUCAGUCUGCAAAUAGAUGAGCUCAGUUUGAUCAUCCCUGCUUGCGCAAAGGCCAGCAGCAGCUCAGGCUCAGGGCAGCUGUGCAGCAGUUUGCCUUGGCCCUGAUCUUGUAUCGGAAAGUUGUAGUAUUGCCAAACCCAGGCCUCAAACAAUGAGAAGAUAAGCCCCUAACAUUUGCUCCCACCUUUAGUCACACCCAAAGCCAUUCCCAGGGUGUUCAUGAUUCAGAUUCAUCGUCACCUUCACUGAGAGGCUUCCGAAAGGUCUAAGAAACCAAAUAGCACUUGGAGUGGCUGUUUUAAUAUAAAA
Messenger RNA from Struthio camelus australis, 3558 nucleotides. RefSeq names its product EPS8 signaling adaptor L2 (gene EPS8L2). Gene Ontology annotation, biological process: positive regulation of ruffle assembly; Rho protein signal transduction; regulation of Rho protein signal transduction. Lineage: Eukaryota; Metazoa; Chordata; Aves; Struthioniformes; Struthionidae. The record is from RefSeq and is a predicted model, not a curated record. Gene Ontology annotation, molecular function: actin binding. Gene Ontology annotation, cellular component: vesicle; ruffle membrane; plasma membrane.